UGCAUCGUAAGCUUUUGGAGAAACCCAACAUGUCAACUACCUUUCCGGGACUAGUCCACGAUGCCGAGAUACGUCACGACGGAUCAAACAGCUACCGUUUGAUGCAGCUUGGCUGUCUGGAGUCCGUAGCCAAUUCCACUGUCGCCUAUUCCUCCUCCUCUCCUUUAACUUACUCCACCACCGGCACAGAGUUUGCUUCCCCUUACUUCUCCACUAACCACCAGUACACCCCGCUCCACCACCAGUCCUUCCACUACGAGUUCCAGCACAGCCACCCGGCAGUCACCCCCGACGCCUACUCUCUGAACUCUCUCCACCACUCGCAGCAGUACUACCAGCAGAUCCACCACGGGGAGCCCGCCGACUUUAUUAACCUGCACAAUGCGCGGGCGCUCAAGUCCUCCUGCCUGGACGAGCAGAGGCGGGAGCUGGGCUGCCUCGAUGCCUACCGUCGCCACGACCUGUCCCUCAUGAGCCAUGGCUCUCAAUAUGGAAUGCACCCAGAUCAAAGACUCCUGCCAGGGCCCAGCCUGGGGCUGGCCACCGCGGGAGCGGACGACUUGCAGGGCUCUGUGGAAGCCCAGUGUGGGCUUGUUCUCAAUGGCCAAGGUGGAGUGAUAAGAAGAGGUGGCACUUGCGUGGUCAACCCCACAGACCUGUUUUGCUCUGUUCCUGGCCGUUUGUCUCUCCUCAGUUCUACUUCCAAAUACAAGGUGACCAUUGCUGAGGUAAAGAGGCGCCUGUCACCCCCUGAGUGCCUCAAUGCUUCACUCCUGGGAGGCAUCUUGAGAAGAGCAAAAUCAAAGAAUGGGGGUCGCUGCCUGAGAGAAAAACUGGACAGGCUUGGCCUAAACUUGCCAGCAGGAAGACGGAAAGCAGCCAAUGUCACCCUCCUUACUUCCUUGGUCGAAGGGGAGGCUUUGCACUUGGCUCGGGACUUUGGCUACACGUGUGAAACAGAGUUUCCAGCCAAAGCAGUAGGAGAACACCUUGCCAGACAACACAUGGAACAGAAGGAACAGACAGCAAGGAAAAAGAUGAUCCUAGCAACCAAGCAAAUUUGUAAAGAGUUCCAAGACCUCCUGAGCCAAGAUAGAUCACCACUGGGAUCCUCCAGACCCACUCCAAUUCUAGACCUUGACAUCCAGAGACACUUGACACAUUUCAGUUUGAUCACUCAUGGCUUUGGGACUCCAGCAAUAUGUGCAGCUCUAAGCACUUUCCAGACAGUCCUCAGUGAGAUGCUGAACUACUUGGAAAAACACACUUCUCACAAAAAUGGUGGAGCGGCAGAUUCUGGCCAAGGACAUGCCACCUCGGAGAAAGCCCCCCUGCGGAAAACUUCAGAAGCUGCCGUGAAAGAGGGAAAAACAGAAAAGACAGACUAGCUACAUCAAACAGAAUCUAUUUCCAGAGAGUCUUGCUGCUGAUAUUUUUUCUAAUAUAUAUAUCAUUGAGGGUGACUAAUCUUCGGUGGACCAAAUAACUACCCUCCCCCAACCCUACGUUUGAAAAAAAAGUGGAAAUGAAACAUAAAACAAAAAAAGGACAAAUUCAUAAAAAAAAAAAAAAAGAAA
Fukomys damarensis (Damara mole-rat) is the source of this 1577-nucleotide messenger RNA. RefSeq names its product transcription factor AP-2 delta (gene Tfap2d). Lineage: Eukaryota; Metazoa; Chordata; Mammalia; Rodentia; Bathyergidae. The transcript is spliced from 8 exons. The record is from RefSeq and is a predicted model, not a curated record. The coding region runs from base 30 to 1388 and encodes 452 amino acids. Gene Ontology annotation, cellular component: nucleus. Gene Ontology annotation, biological process: regulation of transcription by RNA polymerase II; anatomical structure development; regulation of cell population proliferation. Gene Ontology annotation, molecular function: RNA polymerase II transcription regulatory region sequence-specific DNA binding; DNA-binding transcription factor activity, RNA polymerase II-specific.